AUGGCACCUGCGGUUUUGGCUAACCUAAACGAACCCUUGUUUCAGAGAAGACAAUGCGACGCCGUUUUUAUGAGGAAACACACUAACCACCCCGACGAUUUCACCAACCCUAACCCUAAUUCGAGCAGCCAGUUUCGCGAUGGAGGAGACUACGUUUCCUUCGAUCUCGACUCCUACUCCUCGAACCAGCUCAGGGAACUGAAGAAGCGUCUCAAUUUGGAGCUCGAGCAAGUCCGGUUCCUCAGGGAACGAAUCGAAUCGGGAGCCUUCACGACUCCAGCUCACGAAAUUGGUGUUGCUAACAAGACGACGAAGAAGAAGAAGAAGACUAGCCAUAGCCAUGGAAGGUUGGAUCUGGAGUCGGAGAAGGCCUUGAGGAGCACGAUGUCGACGUGCGGUCAGAUCUUGGCGAAGCUGAUGAAGCACAAGUGGUCGUGGGUGUUCAACACGCCUGUUGACGUGUUGGGGUUAGGGCUUCACGACUAUCAUCUGAUCGUGAAGAAGCCUAUGGAUCUUGGUACUGUGAAGACGAAUCUUGAAAAGGGGUUUUAUAGAUCUCCCGUUGAUUUCGCUUCAGACGUUAGGUUGACUUUUACUAAUGCCUUGGCGUAUAAUCCGAAGGGGCAAGACGUUUAUAAAAUGGCUGAGAAGCUUCUGAGUCAGUUCGAUGUUUGGUUUAGUCCUACGCUGAAGAAGUUCGAGGCUCAGCAGCAGGGAUCGUCUUCUCGUCCUCCUGUAGUGUCUGAACUCAACCAAAGACUGUCGGAGAAUGCAAGGAAAGGACCUGAACAGAUAUCAAUAGCGAAAAAGCUUGAUUCUUUGAAGCCGUUACCUACAUUGCCUCCUCCAGUUAUGGAGCUGCCACGUGUCCCAUCUCCUCCUCCUUCACCGGUUCAGCCACCACCUCCCCAGCCGGUUAGCAAAGUUGAAUCACCUCCCCCACCUCCCCAACCGGUUAACCAAGUGGAAGCAUCUGUUGAGGUGGGAGAAGCGCCUAAGGGGAGGAAAGGGAAGUUACCGAAGCCUAAGGCUAAGGAUCCAAACAAGCGAGAGAUGACGAUGGAAGAAAAGGCGAAGCUCGGUGUGAAUCUCCAGGAGUUGCCUCCUGAGAAGCUUGGACAGUUGAUUCAGAUUCUUAAGAAGAGAACCACGAAUCUGCCUCAGGACGGAGACGAGAUUGAGUUAGAUAUCGAGGAGUUGGACAAUGAGACUCUGUGGGAGCUUGAUCGUUUCGUCACUAACUACAAGAAGAUGGCGAGCAAGAUUAAGAGACAAGGGUUUAUUCAGAAUUUGUCUACUCCGACAAGAAAUAUGCCUCCGGUGAUGGAAAUGGGAAGUGCUGAGAAGAGAGUGAGGAAAGGAGGGGAUGGAGGAGAAGAGGAUGUAGACAUUGGGGAAGAUAUACCGAUUGAGGAUUAUCCAUCAGUGGAGAUUGAAAGGGAUGGUACAGCCGCCACUGCUGGGUCUAGCUCUUCUGGCAGCUCCAGCUCUAGUGGCGGUUCUUCUUCUAGUGAUUCAGAGUCAGGGAGCUCAUCAGGAAGUGAUUCAGAUGCUGAUAGUGUGCAAUCGCCAUUUGUGGAAGCAAAAGAAUGAAGUGGAAGAGGUGUUAGAUUCCUAGGAUGAUAAUGAAGUUGAAUAGUUUCCUUUUUUCUCUUUCAAGUUAAGGUUCUUUAGUUCUUUUAGAUUAUUGGUGACUCGAUGGACAGAGGUUGAGAGUGACCUAGAGAAGAUGAAGAGGAUCAUUUGGUGGGUGGGUUUGUUCCUAUUUGUCGCUUUUGUUUGAGCUUUUGUACAAUGAAUGAAGGAAUCUCUGUUCGUUUUCUUU
Brassica rapa (field mustard) is the source of this 1825-nucleotide messenger RNA. Its product is annotated as transcription factor GTE2. The record is from RefSeq and is a predicted model, not a curated record. Gene Ontology annotation, molecular function: protein binding. NCBI's taxonomy places the organism in Eukaryota, Viridiplantae, Streptophyta, Magnoliopsida, Brassicales, Brassicaceae.